This is a messenger RNA of Aspergillus ochraceoroseus IBT 24754, 1821 nucleotides long. Its product is annotated as glycosyltransferase family 15 protein. Bases 228 to 1730 code for a protein of 500 amino acids. Gene Ontology annotation, molecular function: alpha-1,2-mannosyltransferase activity. The transcript is spliced from 5 exons. Gene Ontology annotation, cellular component: Golgi apparatus; membrane. Gene Ontology annotation, biological process: protein N-linked glycosylation; cell wall mannoprotein biosynthetic process. NCBI's taxonomy places the organism in Eukaryota, Fungi, Ascomycota, Eurotiomycetes, Eurotiales, Aspergillaceae. The record is from RefSeq and is a predicted model, not a curated record.
UCAUUCUUGGUCAUACUUCCCGAUCGGUUCGCUGCUAACGACGUCCCAACUCAAAGCUCACUACUCGUGUGGAUCUGCCGUUGGACUGAGAUACCUCGAAAGACCUGCCGUUCUGGCCUGAAGCGUGCCCGACUUCGGGAAGGCGUCCCGCUGUGUUGAUUGGAUCUUGAUCCUGGUGCUCUCUCUCAUCCUCUCUGAGGCGACGCAGUGUGGGCACUCUUGCACCCAUGGGCCUCGUUCAACGAGUGAGGAAAUGGUUGCCCUCAACACCGAGUCUACCCCUAGAAGACUCGUCCUACGAAAAAGGACGCAAAUUUCCCAGAUUUGCAUUUUUUAGCCGCAGGAUACGGUUGAAGGGCAACUCUUCGAUUUCCAUACCCCUGGGUUUUGUCUUACUAUUCCCCUGCGUUGUAAUAGUUCUCAUCUUACUACUCUUCGUUCGACAUCCUUCCGCUCCUGGUGGUAUCCUCAUCCCUGCAGGCACACCGCCAUCUAUCAGGAAAAUAAGCGAGAAAUAUGACAAGGUCUUCGCAACCGGUUGCCUUCCGAUUGAGAAGACUGACGGCCCAAGGGCCAAUGCCGCAUUUGUUGUCCUCGCGAGGAACAAAGAAAUAGAUGGUGUCAUUCAGUCGCUCAAGUCAAUUGAACGGCACUUCAAUCGCUGGUACCAUUAUCCUUAUGUUUUCUUGAAUGACGCCGAUUUCGACGAUGCCUUCAUGGACACCGUCAAGAAUUACACAAGCGCUCCUGUGGAAUUUGGAAGGAUUGAUGACACUAUGUGGGGUUAUCCAAAUUGGGUUGACCAUGAGGUCGCCAAGGAAGGCAUCCGGAAGCAGGGUGAUGCCGCCAUUAUGUACGGAGGCAUGGAGAGUUAUCAUCAUAUGUGCAGGUUCUACUCAGGGUUCUUCUAUAAACAUCCGCUCCUCAUGAAGUAUGAAUGGUACUGGCGUCUUGAGCCCGAGAUCAAGUACUUCUGUGACAUUACAUACGAUCCUUUUAUCAAAAUGAUUGAGGCCAACAAGACAUACGGUUUCACAAUUGCCGUCAAGGAACUUCGCGAGACUGUUCCAAACAUCUUCCGAUACGCCUCUGCUUACAUGCGGAAGAACAAUAUCAAGUCCCAGGGGCUAUGGGAAAUGUUCCUCGAGCCCCGUGAAGAACCAAAGCCCGAAGAGCAACCAGAAAAGCUUCCCGAAGAGAUUCUCAUUGCUGAACCCGGCGAGAAUAAUCUUCCUGAGGUAGACCCCGAGGCGAUGGAAGGGGAGAGCUACAAUAUGUGCCAUUUCUGGAGUAAUUUCGAGAUCGCACGCUUAGACUGGUUCCGGAGCAAAGAAUACGAGGAAUUCUUCGAUAUGAUGGACAAGAGCGGAGGUUUCUGGAUGGAACGAUGGGGUGAUGCGCCUAUUCACUCGCUCGCUGCUGGAGCUCUCCUGUCCCCCAGUGAUAUUCACUACUUCCGCGACUUCGGUUAUCGACAUACUACCAUCCAGCACUGCCCUGCCAACGCUCCCGCGCGACAAUUGCCCCGCAUUCCUUGGCUAGAAACAACAACCUUGGAUGAGAAGGAGCGUAUUGAAGAGGAUGAAUAUUGGGCAAACCCUGACCCUGUGAAGGAAAAUGGCGUUGGUUGUAGGUGCAGGUGUGAUACUGAUAUUGUUGAUGUCGAAGGCAAGCAAGGAAGUUGUCUGGCGGAAUGGGUGGAUGUUGCUGGAGGAUGGGCAUCUCCAUAAACUUGAGCUGCCCCCUAAUAUUCGUUGUAUAAUCUUGACCUCCUCAUUUCCGUACCUACUUGUUCGACGAUGAGCAUUACUCGGGUCGUCC